This is a messenger RNA of Cladophialophora psammophila CBS 110553, 1563 nucleotides long. RefSeq lists its product as uncharacterized. The record is from RefSeq and is a predicted model, not a curated record. The coding region runs from base 1 to 1563 and encodes 520 amino acids. The transcript has 4 exons. Gene Ontology annotation, molecular function: hydrolase activity, acting on carbon-nitrogen (but not peptide) bonds. Lineage: Eukaryota; Fungi; Ascomycota; Eurotiomycetes; Chaetothyriales; Herpotrichiellaceae.
AUGGCCACGACGCGUCCUUCAUCGUCAAUCCUCCUACGAGGCGGCACCGUGCUCACACAUGGCGACAAUGACCAUGUCGUUCCUCUCCGGGACACUGAUCUUCUCGUUCGUGAUGGUCUCGUCGCUGACAUUGGAAAGAACAUCUCGCCUCCGAACAGCGACACGGAAGUGAUAGAAUGUAAGGGGAAGAUCAUCUCCCCUGGUUUCGUGGACACACAUCAUCAUCUCUGGCAGACGCAGCUGAAGGGAAGACACGCCGAGCAGGGGUUGGUCGCGUACAUGUAUUCUGGCAAUAUGAUGUCCUACGCAUAUACCCCGGAGGACAUGUACUGGGGCCAAUUGUCAGGUUGUCUAGAGGCAAUCCAUGCAGGCACCACGACUGUCUUGGACCAUGCUCAUUGCGCUUAUACGCCUGGCCAUGCCACUUCGGCACUCAACGCAACUCUGGACUCAGGCAUCCGCGCCAUCUUCGGAUACUCCAUCCCCAUGCGCAUGUCCAGGUGGGAUCAAUCUCAGUGCAUCCCAGACCCAGACCUCCUUCCAGAAUGGGCACUCUCGCAGCUGGCCGAGCUGGCCGAGAAACAUAACAAUCGACCUGCCGCGACGGUGGAGAUUGGCAUGGGGUUUGAUUUCUGGUUCCUCCCUCAAGAGAUAGUCCUGAGCAUCUUCGGAAAAUUGAGGGAAAGCGGACUAAGACUUCUGACCACUCAUGUUGGUUGCAAUGCCUUUAUGGGUCUCCAAUCACCCAUACCUAAAUUUCAAUCGUACAGCCUCCUCCGCACGCCUUAUCCACCGACGGACACUGCACCUGCCAUGCCUUUCCUGCUCCUCUCGCACUGCAACGGUCUACCGCAGGAGGACCUCUCCAUCCUCGCAUCGACCGGAACCCCGAUCUCAAGUACACCGGGUACGGAGGCCCAAAUGGGCAUGUCCUACCCUGUCGCACUGGAGCCGACGCUGAAGCAGUCUCGAACCGCGAACGUCUCUCUCGGCGUCGACUGCCACAGCAACGACCCGUCUUCCAUCCCCCAGCAAGCGCGCAUGCUGCUGCAGCUCACACGGGUGGAGAAGAACGCCCACAUCCUCGCCGAAGGGAAGUAUCCGUCCAGAAACGUCACGGGCACAUCAGAGGAAGUGUUCAACCUAGCCACGAUCCGAGGCGCGAGAUGCCUCGGCCUCGAGCAUGAGAUCGGAAGCAUCCGCCCGGGAAAGAAGGCGGAUCUGCUCAUCUUCGAUGCAGAGCGCAGCGUGGGCAUGUUGAGCGCGGCCGAAUACGAUCCCGUCGUGGCGAUCGUGCGGUUCAGCGAGGCCGCGGACAUCGAGAACGUCAUCGUCGACGGCGCGGUGCGAAAGAAAGCAGGCAAGCUGGUCGCUACUAAUUGUACCCGUGGAGUUGAGGAGAAGAGGAUGGUGAUGGAGUGGAGUGACGUGGCGGAACAGGUGCGACGCAGUCAGAGGGAGAUCCAGCACCGGAUCGACGGGCUCAGCCUCGAGAAGGCCCGGGACAUGAUGUUGAGCGCCUAUCAUACGGACGUGAGCAGGCUCGUGGAUGCUGCUGAGUAG